AUGAAAACGAGAAUGUGUCACCGUGUCCUCUGCAUGCUGUCAUGCGUACUGCUGAAUAUCUCAUGCUUAUCAAGUGCUUCUUCUCUGCUAUCUCCUCCUACCUACUCCUCACGCCUCCAGGAGCUACAAGGUAAGAUUGCUCAAGAAAAGGAUAUCAUCCAAGAGCAUCAGCACUACAGAUCAGCCCAAGGGCGACAGAGAAGUGAAUCUCAUCGUUCCAGAGCACUGUUUCCUUCCUCUCGUGGACGACCUGCUCCGAGAAGUCAGCGAAGGACCCACGCGUCGGUGCGGUCUGCUUCUGAGCCCAACAAGGCCGCGAGUUCCCUCUCCCUUCUCGUCGACAACAUCCCGACUGCUACGGACCAGCUGGAGAGACUCGGCGACGAUCUCGCAAGCAUCACCUACAAUGGAAGGCAAUACGCUGCCUUAGAUGGAGCCCAAUAUCAAAUGGCGCAGACCAAUACAAUGGCAGACUGCCAGACCACGGCGAUGAGGCUGCCGCUGGGCUGGGCCAUCGCCCCUGAGGACUCAGACUCCAUAUCUGUCGUGAGCUACUACAGCUGGGGUACUCAGUACAUGGUGCUUGCAAGUGGCACAGCAUACCAAACAAACUGUUAUUGGUGUCCACACAGCAGCUCUGCUCUGCGUAGUGCAAAUGGAUUGUACUGGCCUGCAUCCUGCAACAUGAGAAUCCUGAUCGUGUACGCUGGCUGUCCUAAGGGAGAAUCCAGGAGGGGUUGCUCCACCUUGUUCCUUGACGGAGCUGAAACGCAAGAAGCGCUAGCACAUUUCUACGGGCCCCAGAGCACAUCUCUCCUCAACUUCUCCUUCCUGGCUCAUGAAAAACUCAACUGGACAACCAUUCUACCGCCGACAUCCGUCGAUGAUGACAGCUGGAAACUCCCAGAUCUCAACUUCUCCUUCUGCCUGCAAGGACGCGACUACGCAUCAUCGCUGUACGUCUCAUCGAAUGGAUACGUGACUUUCGGUGGGCCAUCCUCGCUCUCUUCGUCACUCUCAGCCUCCAGACCUCCCCUUCCGACUCUCUUUGUGGGGGGAGGGGAUGCAUCAGCCCAGUACAUCGUAGGAAGCCCGGUCGAGGAGAUGGAUGUUCAAGCUUAUGUGCUGAGAUUCGAAGGAACCUCGUCCACUAGGGGCGUCCCAGGGCAGCCGAAUCUCAUCUUCGAGGUCACUUUCUUUGCAAACAACUCUUUGCGGGUAGCUGUUGGCAAAAAGGUCGAACAGUUCUCAUCAUUGUACAUCAUGUCUGAUGGGAAAGGAUCAACGCUCGCCAGCUUCAACAUGCCGGCGACCCAGUCACGACUUCUUGUUUCAAACGCUCCUUCUCCAGAAUCGCUGAUCAACAUUCCAUGUCAAGUCUGCAACAACUCUAUCCCUGCAAACUCCUCCUACUCUCCAUUUUAUGGAGGGUCCACCGUCGCAUGCGCUUGGAUCUGUCAGCCAGGAUUUUACAAGCAAAGUGACGCCUGCGUGCAGUGUGAUGGGAGUCCGAAUCACGCUAGCUAUGUGAACGAUCAAUGCGGAUGGGUCUGCAAUGUCGGAUUCUACAAAUCUGGGAGCAGCUGCUUGCCUUGUACAAGCAGGUCAGGAGACGCCAUCUACACAACAGGAGGGCUCAGAGAAGACGUUGACAGCUGUGCUUGGCAGACGGUCGUGCAGGAAGGAGGUUUCACGUACUCAACGCUAGGUGGGUACGGCCCCAACUCGCACUAUUCCUGGUUCUCGUGCGUGUCUGACUACCAACAGUAUCUGGGGCUGCCUGAUGGAUGGUCGAUUGCACCCGACAACGACAUCAGCGUUAGAGUGACAGCUGGGUAUGAGUGGGGGGCAGCCCGCCUCGUCGUUGCCAGUGGCUCCAGCUAUUUCACUCGCAGUGUUCUCUCCUAUGGCGACUCCUACAUGUACUACUUCAGCUACUACCCUGGAUCAUACUGGGGGGGCUCAUCUCUGUCCACAUACGAUGAUAUCCAUUACCGCUCGACAGACUGUGAAGCUCGAGUGCUUCUACUUGCUCCAGUCUGCGCAGCUGGGUACAAGCGGAGCUCGUCCACAGGCUCUGAACUAGCUUCGAACUCUUCGUCAUGCGUCCCUUGCACAAACAUGCUUCCAUCAGGAGCCCAGUACGUCUUGUCCCCUUAUCCGGAGCAGCCUGACAGCUGUGGAUGGAGCUGUGCAGAAGGUUACUACUCAACAGGCUCCACAUGCGCGCAAUGUACAAAGAAACCUGCAAACUCUGUGUAUGUUGGUUCAGGCGUCCCUGCAAAGGCAAUCAGCUGCCCAUGGGCAUGCCUGUCAGGAUACCUUGAGGUUGAUGGCCAGCGAUGCGAGCCAUGCAAGGCGUCACUUCCUGUCAACGCUCAUUGGGAGGGUCCAACUUGUUCAUGGGUUUGUGACUUUGGGUAUCGACAGGAUCCUGCAGGAGAUUGUGAGGACAUUACAGUCGAAAAUCUUGGCCAGCGAUACGCAAGCUUGGAUGGCAGGAGCCCCUACGACACCAGUGUAUGUGUUUGGCAGGCCGCUCGGGAGUUGCCAGCUGGCUGGAAGAUUGCCCCCAACACAGCUGAGAGCAUCGACGUUGCUACAACUUAUCUGUGGGGAGCAGACAGAGUCAUUCUUGAGGAUGGCACCGCUUGGUAUACCGUAUAUGGAGGCUUAUACACCUGGGGUGAGCUGUACAGCUUUGACGGCUUCUACAGAUCUCGCGACUAUUGCGGUACCAUCCUGCUGGUGCAAGAAUCUUGCCUUGCUGGGUAUUGGCGAGGUGGCAACAACUCUCAGUGCACGGCAUGUAGCAGUUACAAGCCAGCGCACACGAUCUACAACAGUAGUGGGCAUCCUUCAAACGAAGACAACUGUGGAUGGCGAUGUGAGGAUGGGUACUAUCUAUCCCUCGCAACCAAUUCGUGCACUCCUUGCUCUCUAGCUCCUGAGAAUGCCGUGUACACGCCAAGUGACGGCUACUCUUGUCCAUGGGUGUGUCAGGCAGGUUUUUACAUAGCAGGUGGCCAAUGCAAAGCAUGCCAGCUGAACUUGCCCGACUUCGCCUUCUUCGUGUCAAACGAUGGGGAUGAGCAGUUGUGCGAGUGGGCCUGCCGCUUUGGCUACAUGAAAAGAGGCGGAAGAUGCGUCGGAGUCGAGUUUCAAGGGAGAUACUACACCACACUAAGUGGUCGAGGGAAAGAUGACCCAUCGACUUGUAUCAACGAGCCCUACUUGUCGAUACCUCAAGGUUGGGAGCUGGCAUCCAACUCAGCACAUAGCCAGCAGGUGACGUGGAUGUACACGUGGGGAUCAUGCAGGCUGGUACUGUCAGAUGGCUCGAGAUGGUUCACUGCUUCGUCCUCCUGUGGAGCAUACUCUAGCCCAACCGUUUGUUGCUGGGGCUCCCUUUCUUUGUACAACAACAUGUAUAGGAGUAUUGAUUGCAACGAAGACCUCCUGCUCGUCUCCAUCCACUGCGCAGCUGGAUACGAGCGCAGCGGCACAAAUUGCAUCCCUUGCAGCAAUACUCUGCCAGCCCACGCGUCGUACGGGAUGGCCUUAGAGUCAGAAGAGGCUCUGUUGCUGACCUGUGGCUUCACGUGCGCUGCUGGCUUUAAGCGAUCGGGAGACCAAUGCCUUCCCUGUGACAACAAGCUUCAGCCCAACACAGAAUACGUCGAGCUGACAUACCAGAUAGGUGAGCAGUACGAAUGUCAGUCCGCGUGUAUGGCAGGCUACUUCCUGCAGGACGGUGCGUGCACAGCGUGUGGGGGAGGCAAGCCGGCGAGGUCACACUGGCUGAAUAACGGAAACCUUGAGACUAGGUGUGCGUGGGCAUGUGACUUCGGCUUCUACAGGGCGGGCGACGGAGAGUGUCAGCCGGCUGAGGUAGAGGGGCGGUACUUUGCCUCGCUCGACGGGUCGUCGCCCUACAGCCCGUCAUCGUGCUCGUGCUCGCACAACAUCCUGCAAGAGAUCCCGACGGGCUGGAUGAUAGCGCCGGACACGUCGAGCAGCCAGUUUGCGACAUGGCUGUACACAUGGGAGCCUUGCCACCUUGUAAUGUCAGACGGCACCAGCUGGUACAGCGGAUCGAACAACGGCAAUCCAUAUCCUCAACUGUGGACCAGCGGGCAGCUGGUCGCCUACAACGGCAUGUACAGGUCGCUGGACCAAUGCGGGUCAGUGUUGCUGGUGUCGGAGUACUGCGCGGCAGGCUACUACCUGAGGAACAACUCGACGUGCGUGAAUUGCUCGAACCCGAUCCCUAUCAACGCCCGCUAUGCGGUCCAGCUUGAUCCCAGUCGCUACGGUGACAGUGAGUGUGUGUGGGAGUGCGAGGUGGGGUAUGCUCGCCGUGAUGGAGGAUGCGAAGCGUGCAGGACGGCGCCGGAGCAUGCCGUGUACGUAGCGUACGGGCAACGAGGGACCAACGGGUCACGGUCGGAGUGCGGGUGGCAAUGCGAGGCAGGCUACUUCCUGCAGGACGGUGCGUGCAUAGCGUGUGGGGGAGGCAAGCCGGCGAGGUCACACUGGCUGGAGGAGGGGGCCAACGGGACUAGGUGUGCGUGGGCAUGUGACUUUGGGUUCAAAGCUCAGGCUACAAGGAGUCAAGAUGGCUCGUUUGCGAUGACAUGUGAAGGCUUGAUGUAUGGGAAUCGAUUCUAUGCUUCCCUGUACCAGCACAUGCCGGAGGAACAGUAUAAUUGCAACACCGCUGCUGGACUGUUCGUCCAAGUGCCAGCUGGUUGGAUGCUGGCGACCGACACUCAGGAUAGCAGGCAGGUGAUCGCAACGCAUCGAUGGGGGACCUGUUACAUGCAGCUAGCAGAUGGAUCCAUAUGGUACACUGAGAGUUGUUACUGCUGCAACAAUCCGCUUCUUUGGGGCAUUAUUUCCCUUGUGACCUUCAAGGGCAAAUAUCGUUCGUGGAGCUCAUGCUCCGAUCUUCUUCUAACCUCACUCUUCUGUGAACAAGGGUAUUACCUUUCAGGCACCGACUGCUUGCUGUGCUCAAAUACCAUCCCUGGCAACUCGACGUAUGCUCCAGCAACAGAGCCGAGUCAAUUUGCAGACGAAAACUGCCCCUGGGCAUGCAACGUAGGAUUCUACAUGAGCACAAAAUGGAUGGCUUGUUUCCCAUGUUCAAAUUCAAUCCCAGCAAACGCUUACUACACUACAGCUGGACUUUCAGAUCUGUCAGGCUCGUGUGAGUGGACAUGUUUCCCAGGUACCAACGGACCAGAUUGUGUGUACCCGGAAACGAUCCGCCACGAGGUCAGCUACAACGGCAAAGUUUACUCGACCCUUGACAACAUUGCGCCCGAGUCGCUGCAGAUCUCCUGCCAGAACAAUGGUGCACAGCCACAGGUCUCUUCAGCUGGUUGGACCCCACCCACAGGGAGCCAAGUGACAGGCAAGACAGAAAUCAUUACCAACUCAGUGUUCAACGAGACACAAGCUGGGCCCCAGCCCUCCUCAGGAACCUUGUUCAGUUCAGGACAGUACGUGCAGAAUCAAUACAUCCGGUUGACGCCUCUGCAGACUAGCUCCAAAGGAUACAUAUACUGGGAGGCAGUUGCUGGGAACAGCUGGAAGUGUACGUUUGAAUGGCGAGCUGGGCAGGGGAACGGAGCAGACUCAACUUGGUUCUUUGCUUACCAAGACCAGCUGCCUACCUGGGAGCCUCAGGUGUUUGGUGGGUACAACUUUGUGUGUGAUGAGUAUGAUAGUGGAGAUGGCACUUACGGGAACAGCGGAAGUAGCUUUCAAGUACACGGGCCCAUGAAUGGGCAGUCAAAUUCAAACCAAAUUCAGACCGAUGGAAACUUUGUAACUUUCACAGCCAACAAAGACUUUGUCAUGGAGGACUGGACUUGGAGAAAAGCAGAAAUACAAUUCAACAGCAUCAACUCGACCACCAAUCACAUAGUCAUGAUUGUUAACGGCAAGAAGUACAUCGAUAUCAUGCAUACCCCUCCCGAGGGCUCCAACGUUGACUUCCUCAAGCCCAAACUCAUGGGCUUUGCUGCCCGUACGGGAGCACUUUACGAUAAUCAUGAUGUGCGGAAUAUGCAGUUCAUCAAUUAUCUCGAUGUCCCAGCUGGAUGGGCUGUAGCCCCAGCUGACGAAGAUGCCAUCCGAGUAGUAGCCUCCUAUCCCUGGGGAUCGAACGGACUGCUCUUGGGGGAUGAAGUCGCCUACCAGACUGCUAUGAGCAGCGGCAACCAGGAGACUCCAGGCACGGAGCUUGUUAGAAGCAUGAUGUUGCCGAGCGGAGUUUCCUCCCUGUGGUCCUGCAGCAGCGGCCAGUACGCCAUCAGGAUGCUUCUAGUACGCCUCGAGUGCGAGACCGGCUACCAAGGGCAGGGGAGCGAGCUCUGCAUGCCUUGCUCUGGUAACCUGCCAGCCAAUGCCGUAGCCACCUCCAACGCCAGCGGAUGCUGGUGGAAGUGCCAAGUGGGAUUCUACGAGGCGUCCGACCGCUGCCUUCCCUGCAGCCUCCGAUACCCGAAGCCCGACAAUGCUGUACACGUACAGGGCAACUCGUCGGCAGAUCAGCCAUGCCAGUGGCGAUGCGGUGUAGGUCAGUCCCGCUACCAGAGCAGCUGCGUGCCUUGCACCAGCAAGCCGAAGUUUGCCUACUUUCUAGGACAGAGCGAGCUGGAGUGCUCCUGGAGAUGCCAGCCUGGCUACUACAGGUCACUCGAUCGCUGCCUUCCUUGCCCCGCCCUCUCGAUGCUGGCGACAAGCGCUCGCGUUCUCCCUGCCUCUGUCUUGUGCAACAUCAGCUCCUCCUGUCAGGAUGAGGCUGACAGCAUGAUGUACCAGUGCGGAGCAAUCUACGCAGUGACGACGGCAAGCGGCGGAGAGUACGCUGUGCUCAUCGAAAACUACACGUCUCCCUGGGAUCCUUACAGGGGUCCGAUCUCACAGCUGAAUAACAAGCUUCGAUGUGGUAUGCUCCAGCUCCCCGCCGGCUGGCAGGUCGCUCCUAACGACACCGACAGCAUGGAGGCGAUCAGAUCGUUCUCCUGGGGGCUGGAGGGACUAGUAGUGGCCAAUGGGACUGUCUUUUCAACGGCAAACUGGUGGGCAGGCGCUGGUCAGGUCCUGCAGCUUCAAGGCCUCACUAAGUCCAUUCGAACGGACGUCAACGCCUUCGCGCUCUCUCCCGGGCAGAGCUGCCAGUACAGGCGCAUCCUGCUGAAGCGGAUCGAGUGCUCUGCUGGCACGUACAUCUCCGGCUCGUCUUGUAGCGCGUGCUCGUCGCCGAGUUGCCGCAGCGGAGAGCAUGAGAUCCCAUGCGAAAGCUUCCAGGACAGCAUCUGCAGCACUGCCAUCAACCCAUGCAUAGGCAAGUGUCGCUGCCAGCUUUUCGCCGAAGCUGUUGGAUCUUUGUCGGACGGAUCAGGACCUGGGAGCUUGUAUGACGACGAGAGCAACUGCAGGUGGUUGAUUCAGCCACCUGGCGCAACCUCCAUUGCUCUCAACUUCACCUCCUUUGCGCUCGAGAACGGGUUUGACUUCGUAACGAUCAACCAGUGCUCGAGCCUCGCAGGGCCUUCCCUGGACUGCCAGGGCAAGGUAGAGUUGACCUCGUUGACCGGAAGUCACGAGCCAGGGAGUUUGUUCUUCACCUCCGACUUCGGCAUCAUCGAGAUCCUGUUCACGUCCGACAAGACGGUAGCGGAGCUGGGGUUCUCGAUGAGCUGGGAAGCGUACGCGAUAGGCGGUAUCUUGGCCGAGUAUUGGUUUGUGAACCCCAAGUACGUCCACUGCCAGAUGAAGCACACGUGGGACGAGAUUAUCGCAUCGCUAGCUGCACAAGAAGGCAACUACACCACAGGUGGACUUGGUGAUCUGGCGGUGAAGGGCAAGCUGGAGGUCUGGGUCUGCACAAACCUGGACGAGUGCAGCCCGUCCCAUGAUUUGUUUUGUUACAUCUAUGAUGAACAGAAGAAACUUUUCGCUCCCUGGGACUUGGACAGUGUGUUGAAGAUGAAGCGGUGA
Molecule: messenger RNA, 8016 nt
Organism: Guillardia theta CCMP2712
Lineage: Eukaryota; Cryptophyceae; Pyrenomonadales; Geminigeraceae
Exons: 3
Coding region: 1-8016 (2671 amino acids)
Biological process (GO): dephosphorylation
Molecular function (GO): phosphatase activity; protein binding
Source: RefSeq, a predicted model, not a curated record